Molecule: messenger RNA, 4987 nt
Organism: Rosa rugosa (rugosa rose)
Lineage: Eukaryota; Viridiplantae; Streptophyta; Magnoliopsida; Rosales; Rosaceae
Product: disease resistance protein RUN1-like
Exons: 7
Coding region: 1661-4717 (1018 amino acids)
Biological process (GO): defense response; signal transduction
Molecular function (GO): ADP binding
Source: RefSeq, a predicted model, not a curated record
AAAAAAACAAGCUCAUGAUGCAUGAUUUGCUUCGAGACAUGGGCAGAGAAGUUCGUGUAGAAUCCCCUAAAGACCCAGAAGAACAUAGUAGAUUGUGGCGUCAGGGAGAUGUCAUAGGUGUAUCGACAGAAGAAUCUGGAACUAAGAGGAUUGAAGGACUCACUCUAAAUUUGCAAAGAUCUGACAAAAAAGAGUUUCAGUACAAGUGCAUUUAGAAACAUGAAGAGACUGAAAUUGCUCCCACUCAACCAUGUAGAACUCACUGGAGACUACAGCUAUCUUUCCAAAGAUUUAAGAUGGCUCUGCUGCCGGGGAUUCUCUCUAUCAACUAUACGUAAUGAAUUUCUUAAUGACCAAAACCUGGUUUCUAUCGACCUGUGGUACAGCAAUCUCGUACAAAUUUGGGAGCAUUCCAGGUUGCUUAGGAAGUUGAAGAUUCUUAAUGUCAGUAGUAGUGUUCAUAGCCUUCCAGAACGACUGUGUUUCAACAUUUGUAAAAACCUACCUGAAAGCAGAGACUUACCUCCCUGCACUGCACUGGAAGUAAUUCCAAAUUUUUCUAAAGCCUCGAGACAAAACAUCCAACAGGUUCUGUCUUUCUCUGACACACACUGACAUAAAGAAGAUGGUAUUUCUCAUACUAUCCUGCUUGAUAUGGUGUCGGAAUGGCCUGCGAGUGGAGAUGAUGGCAUUUGUUUGCCUGUAAAUGAUUUUCCAGGGCUGUUGACCAAGUCUUUUUCCAAGUGUCGGAGAAACUGACCAAGUCUUUUUCCAAGUGUCGGAGAAACUGACCAAGUCUUUUUCCAAGUGCCUCAAAUUAUUGGUUGCAAUUUAAAAGCUUUGACCGUGCGUGUCGUUUGGUCCCUCUGUUUCAGCAGGGACAUGUCUUCAAUUCGACGUUUUUCCAUCUCGUCAUGUUACUCAUGUACGGUGUGUUUAUUGGAGGCACUUUCUUUAAAUCCUUCUGUUAUGUUGCUGUCAUUGAGAACUGGUAAACCUUGUCUUUUUCCAGAUGUCAAAUUCCAUACUUUAAGGUUAUCUAUGCAAGCCAACAGGGUUGUCGCAGUCCAUCUUUAUGACAGGUUUUUCCUAAACUUGAAUUGUAUUUAUAUGAAUGAAGUAGACAACAAAGAACUUUCUUUUUUUCACUCCUAUACAGUCAGUAGCACGAGCCCUUGACCAUCUAAUUUAACCAAUUCCUAUACAGUCUGUAGAACUUUCAUUUUUUCACUCCCAACAAAUGGCUUUUCACUAUGAAUGUGUGGAAAAAGAUGGCAAACAAAGGCGGCCUGAAUGUGUGGAAAAAGAUGUACUGAUAUAUGUUGUUCAGUCGAGGCCACAAAUCUAGCCUUAGCAACCCCAUCUUUUGUUGCAUUUGUCAUGUGUAUAUUCUUGUCAAAAUGUUUGACAGAAAGAAAAAGCUAGUCAACUGGAGUGCUAUAUGAGUCAUUUUGACAAGAAGAAAAUGCUAGACAACUGGAGUGCUGCAUGAGUCUAUUCAUGCAUGGAUAUUACCCGGAAAAGAAAAAAGAUUCCACCUCACUCUCUAGAUGAUGGAGUGAGCAUUCGAUUUUAUUCAUUUUCUUAUUUGAGUUGCAAAUAGUAAAGGUAGAACGUGUUUUCUUGAGCUUCAGCUAGAAGGCGCGAAAGCAAAUCAGAAAUGGCUUCAUCCUACGACGUGUUCUUGAGCUUCAGAGGUGUAGACACACGAAACAACUUCACGAGCCACCUCUACAGCAAAUUAGUUUCAUCUAGAAUCUUUACCUUCUUCGAUGACAACGAACUAAGGAGAGGGGAAGAUAUAUCACAGUCAUUCAUUAGGGCAAUCGAAGGGUCUAGGAUCUCUCUCAUAGUCUUUUCAGCGAAUUAUGCGAGUUCAAAAUGGUGUCUUGAUGAGCUGGUGAAGAUCAUGGAGUGUAGAAAAACAUUGGGGCAAACUGUUUUUCCAAUAUUCUAUCGUGUUGAGCCUUCAGAUGUCAGGCAUCAGACGGGUAGUUUUGCGGAGGCAUUUGUAAAACAUAAAGCUGCAAAUAGAUAUGCAGAGAAUGUACCCAAGUGGAGAGCUGCUCUUCAUGAAGCUGCAAAUUUGUCUGGCUUCCAUCUUAGUAGUACUACUGAUAGGCGUGAGGCAGAGUUUAUCCGUGACAUUGUUGACCUGGUUAAUAGACUGCAGACCGACACAUACUUACAUGUAGCCAACUACCCAGUUGGAAUACAGUCUCGUGUCGAAGAGAUUAGUAGAUCAUUAUGUGUUGGAGUAGAUAAUGAUGUUCACAUGGUUGGAAUUUGGGGUAUGGGUGGAAUGGGCAAAACAACUGUUGCAAAAGCCAUCUAUAACAAAUUUUAUCGUAGUUUUGAAGCUACAUGUUUUCUCGCAAAUGUUGGAGAAACUGCGAAGCAGUCAAAUGGUAAGAUUACUUUGCAAGGAAGACUUCUUUCUGAUAUCUUAAGACCAACCAAGAUAGAAGUAGGUGAUGCUGCUAGAGGGAUCAUUGUGAUAAAAGAAAGACUUGGAAAGAAAAAGGUACUAGUCAUUUUUGAUGAUGUAGAUGAUGUGGAGCAAUUAAAUGCAUUAGCCAUAAGACGUGAUUCGUUUGGUCCAGGAAGUAGAGUUAUUAUAACUACAAGAGAUCGACAUUUGCUAGAGCAACUUAAAGUAACAAUACAUCUGACUCGAGAAAUGAAUAAAGAAGAAGCUCUUGAGCUCUUUAGUUGGCAUGCAUUUCAAAAUAAUUGUCCUGAUGCCGAAUUUUUGGAGCUCUCAAGAAGUGUGGCUACCUACUGUGGAGGUUUACCACUGGCUCUUGAAGUUUUAGGGUCUUUUCUCUUUGGAAGGAAGGACAUAAGAGAUUGGAAAAGCACAUUGAAGAAAUUGGAAAAAAUUCCUCAUGGAAAAAUUCAGAGAAAGCUCAGAAUAAGCUUUGAUGCAAUUGAUGAGAACCAGAAGAACUUAUUCCUCGAUGUAUCUUCUUUCUUCAUUGGAAUGGACAAGAACUAUGUCAUAAAAAUACUCGAGGGGUGUGGUCUUUCUGCAGCAAUAGAUAUCAGUGUCCUCAUUCAGCGUUGCCUUGUAGUUGUUAGUGAAAAAAACAAACUCACAAUGCACAAUUUGCUUCGCGACAUGGGCAGAGAAGUUGUUCGUGAAGAAUACCCCGAAGACGUUGAAAAAUGUAGUAGAUUGUGGCGUCAGGAAGAUGUACUAGAUAUAUUGACAGAAGAGUCUGGAACUAAAAAGAUUAAAGGGCUUGCUCUAAAUCUGCAAAGAUCUCAGAAAAAGAGUUUCAGAACAAAAGCAUUUACAAAGAUGAAGAAACUGAAAUUGCUCCAACUCAACUAUGUAGAGCUGACUGGAGACUAUGACCAUCUUUCCAAAAAUUUGAGAUGGCUCUGCUGGCAUGGAUUCUCUCUAAAGUUCAUAGGAAACGAUUUUCUUAAUCAAGGAAACCUGGUUUCUAUGGACCUGCAGUACAGCAAUCUCGUACAAGUUUGGGAGCAUCCCAGGGUGCUCGAGAAGUUGAAGAUUCUUAAUCUCAGUCAUUCACAUUACCUAAAACAAUCACCAGACUUUUCAAAACUCCCAAAUCUUGAGUAUUUGAUCAUGAAAGGCUGUAAGAGUUUGUCAGAGAUGCACCAGUCUAUUGGAGAUGUUAAAAGACUUGCUUCGGUAAACCUUAAAGGCUGCAAAAUGCUUAAGGACCUUCCAAAGAAUUUCUAUAAGUUGAGAGGUAUUGAAACUCUUGUUCUUUCUGGCUGUUCAAGAUUUGAGAAUUUUGUCGAGGACAUAGGGGAGAUGACAUCACUGAGAACUCUUGUUGUAAGUGGCACAGCCAUAAGUCGAGUACCACCCUAUAUAGGAAGAUUGAAAAACCUGAACUACUCAUCUGUACAAGGCCUGGUUCGCCUGAAACAAAGGUUCCCGGAAGUGCCAAAAACUUAUUUUCCUCAUGACUAUACCUCUUUGACGUAUUGCAAUUUGGAAAGCAGUAAUGUUCAUAACCUUCCAGAACGCGGUGACCUUUCCAAUCUUGAGCGUCCAUGUUUCUAUAAUUGCACAAAUUUUCCUACAGGUGGAGAUUUACCAAGUAAGUCGAAGGACUUGGAAUCAGAUCACUGCACUGCACUUCCAAUAAUUCCUAAUUCAAACCCUUCUAAAGCGUCGAGGCAGAGCAUCCUACAGGGAUUGACCGUAACGGGAGAUGGUUGCAUUUGUUUGCCGGGAAAUGAUUUUCCAAAGCAGUUCACAUAUGUCAGAGAAAGUGACCAAGUCUUUUUCCAAGUGCCUCAAACUAACUUACAAGCUUUCACUGUGUGCAUAGUUUGUUCUUCUUGUUUUGACGAGGACAUGUCUCCAAGUGGUAUAUCCAUUUUUGUUACAAAUUAUACCAAGCUCAUUAGCUUUGUUGUUGAGCCAACUCAUCUCACCGAAAUAACUUCGCAUGAUGUUAUUUGGCGAGUAAAUUUAUUAAACGAUGAGUUCAAUUUGGAAGGUGAUGACUUUGUGGAGGUUGAAGUUGCAAUUGGAUCCGGUUUCAGAGUGAAAAAAACUGGGGUCAGUCUUGUAUGGGAUCCCAAACUUAUCAAUGAAAAUACGAUUGAGUGUGAGCCUAUCCCGUACGAAUAUUUUCCAAGUGAUGCUGAUAAUCAGGCAGGACCAAGCCAUGAGCCAUCUGAUGGGGAACGACCUUUGAAAAGAUUGAAGUUUGUGAUGCAGGAGUAGCCCAUGAAUCUGCAUAUACACCUGCUCAUGAGAAGCCCAAGCAGAGAAGCAAAACCCAAGUCAUCUCAAAGACUUCGUCAUCAAGUGGAGGCGGAUAUGUUUCAGGCAAUUAUAUCUUUCUUUCUUUUAUUUUGAAGAUUGGAAUCUUUAGUUUAUUCUUCUUUGUUGCUGUCCUAAUACUAUUAGCUUUCUUAUCCUAUUGGAGCACUACCUUGUAAACUGAUCAGUACUUUGAGUAUUAUAACAUACAGCAGCAAGCUUUUUGCUGCA